Molecule: messenger RNA, 1738 nt
Organism: Saccostrea cuccullata (small rock oyster)
Lineage: Eukaryota; Metazoa; Mollusca; Bivalvia; Ostreida; Ostreidae
Product: BTB/POZ domain-containing protein 6-like
Exons: 3
Coding region: 24-1412 (462 amino acids)
Biological process (GO): neurogenesis
Cellular component (GO): cytosol
Molecular function (GO): protein binding
Source: RefSeq, a predicted model, not a curated record
CCCAUGAAAGAGGUGAAAGGAGAAUGGCGGCCUCCAUCAUUGAUGACUGGCAGUCCUGCAGGAACAUACAGUACUGUAAUAAAUACAUGUGGACCAAUCAGAUUGCAUGUGACAUAGAGUUCCUGGUGGGAGAGAACAAGGAGAGGGUGUCGGCUCACAAGUACGUUCUGGUUAGCAGGAGUUGUGUUUUCUUCUCCAUGUUCUGUGGACCCCUUGCUGAAACACAAAGGGAAAUAACUCUACCUGAUAUUGAGCCUCCUGUUUUUAAGGCGCUCCUAGAGUUCCUCUACACUGACUCUGUAGACCCACAGCCAGAUAUUGUUCUGCCAUUGCUGUAUGCUGCCAAGAAGUAUUCCAUCCAGGCUCUGGUGAAACAGUGCAUUCAGUAUCUUGAACUGGAUCAAACCACAGAGAACAUCUGUGCUAUUCUUGAACAAUCACAUUUGUAUGAUGAACAUGAACUUCAGAGGAAAUGCAUGAGCUACAUCUGUCGUCACACUAAAGAGGUAUUACAUUCAGAAGAUUUUCUGAACCUCUCCUCCAAAUGUCUUGAAGUUAUUUUAUCCAGUGAUGAAUUACAGAUUGAUGAGAAAUCAGUUCUAGAUGCUGCCCUGAAGUGGGCACUUGCUCAAUGUGAGGUGAAAGGUUUGGACAUCAAUGCAGAGAACCAAAGGAAGGUUCUGGGGGACAUUAUCUAUCUGGUAAGGUUCCCAUUACUCGGGGAUCAAUAUUUCACUGAGGUUGUUGCAGAUAUGGACAUUCUCACUGAUGCCGAAAAAGUGGAACUCUUCAAGUUCUUCUUUAAGAAGGAGAGAAGUAAAAAGUGUAAGUUCAGUGCAAUAAACAGAUACUCUGGACUGGAUUCUCCUACCUCCAUGACGACAUCUUUCCACUCGGAUGUAAACGACAGUCGGCCCAUACAAACCUGUAUCCGGUAUCAAACGGUUUACGAGGACGGUUCGUGGUACUGUGGUGGUGAACCAGAUGCCAUUUCCUUCACCUGCAAUGAGAAGAUCUCCCUGCAUGGUAUUCUUGUCUAUGGAUCGUACAUUGGUGAAGGAGUGUACGAUGUGACCUGCUCCAUUUACGAUACGAUGGAAACAGAAAAGGUCACCCGAAAAACCAGGUUAAAAACCAGCGAGAGCCAGCACACAUAUCCAAUCCUCUUAGAGACGCCCAUAGAUAUUGGACCAGGAAAGAAGCACUCGUUAGUGGUGAAACUAAUUAGCUCUGACGGGCUGGACACUUAUCAAGGGAAGAAUGGGCUCAGCACGGUCACCUGUUCAGGUGUGCGCUUCAGCUUCAGUAAAUCUAAGUUCAGUCGCAAUGGAACGGACGUGAAGAUUGGACAAAUUCCUGGCAUCUUGUUUACAACUAACAAGGACUUCUCAGACGAAUAUGACUCCACAUAAUUAUUUUGUACACUGUUCAGGAAUUCUUUGUACUAGUAACCAAACUGCAAAUUGUAUAAAUGUCAUACAUGUACUAUACAAUCUUAAUCAGCAUAAUCAGAAAUUAUUUAAUAGUAGACUAUACAUUAAUAAUCUAUGUGAAAAUUGCUUAAAUUAUAAGUACAAAUGUAGUAAAUUAUACACUUGUAUUUACUUUUUAUGCCCUUUACUAUACAUUGCAUUUACUGAAAACAGUUUUGUAUUUGUGUACUUCAGUAAAAUAAUACAUGUCCUUUUAUUGAACAGAUAUUAUUUGCAUAACCUGAAAAUUAUACAAUUGUAUAUAA